UGCCAGUGGGAGUUUGUAAACACUGGCCAUGACUUAUAGAUGAGACUACUGAACUGAGUUUUCUUCUGCAUGUAACGGUUUGUCAUGAAACGUUUUGUUAUUGAACUGAAUUCGAUUUCCGCAUUAAUGGUUUAUCAUUAAAAGUCUGUUACGCUUACAUGGUUUAUCUGGCAUGCUUCAAAGUUUUACCCAAGGGCUAUCCAUAUUUACUUACUGAGUUUAUCUCAUAGUUUUCCUUGUCCACCAUUUCAGGCAGUGAAAGCGAGGACGGGGAAACCACGGGAAGUGACGAGUUAGAAGACUAGCCAUUUCGAGAUUGAGCAUAGAUUUAGAAAUAAAUCAUGAUCUUGUAUUUGGAGAUUUAUGAUAUCAGAGAGAUUUUAUAAUUUGAUCUUUAGAUUUUGAUGGUAUUAGUUUGUGAUUUGAAUAAGUUCCGAGCCUUGUGCACUUGUGGGACCCGUCUCACGAGUGCACGACGUCUACCACGUCCCUGGAUUUGGGUUCUGGGGCGUGACAGUAUGCCUACUUGGAAUUGACUGAACUUCCUUGAUGAACUGAAAAUUUUGUAAAUUCUAAGUUUUUUUGUUAAAUCCAUGCUUAGAUGGAAAUUUUUCGAUUUAUUUUUGAAAUUUAAGAUUGAUUAUGAAUUACGGAUUUUUUUGAAAAUCCUGCAUGGUUUUGUCUCUGAUAUUGUCAUGAUUACUGAUGACUGAUGCCCGCCAGUGGGAGUUUGCAAACGUUGGCACAUGUCGACAUGUUUACUAAUAUGACCGGUUCAUUCUGUAAUCCUUCCAAUGGGAUGAUACAUUGGUUAUUAUUGACGCCUGCCAAUGGGCGAAUACAUUGGUAAUUACUGACGCCUACCAGUGGGUGUUUGUUAAACACUGGUUAUUACUAACGCCUACCAGUGGGAGUUGUUAAACACUGGUUAUUACUAACGAUUGCCAGUGGGAGUUUGUUAAACACUGGCCAUGACUAAUAGAUGAGACUACUGCUG
This is a messenger RNA of Rubroshorea leprosula, 997 nucleotides long. The record is from the annotation of a GenBank genome assembly. Lineage: Eukaryota; Viridiplantae; Streptophyta; Magnoliopsida; Malvales; Dipterocarpaceae.